Dinoponera quadriceps is the source of this 1860-nucleotide messenger RNA. Its product is annotated as piggyBac transposable element-derived protein 4-like. The transcript is spliced from 2 exons. Bases 48 to 1814 code for a protein of 588 amino acids. The record is from RefSeq and is a predicted model, not a curated record. Lineage: Eukaryota; Metazoa; Arthropoda; Insecta; Hymenoptera; Formicidae.
GUUUUUGGUAAUUUGUAUUGCGAAUUAAUUAUUUGAAACCCUGAAAUAUGGAUAGCGACAAAACGAUUAACAAUAUUACAGAAAUAUUUGCGGACAGUUUAUCGGAUAUAUCAAGUGAUGACGAAAAUAUGAAUAUUUGUGAGGACGAUGAUGACUUUCAAGAUACUACUGAAGUUAUGAUUCCUGUAAAAAAACGGGAAAGGGUUUUAAGGAAAAUGGAUAGUGACAGAGACAGUGAGAAUAAUUGCAAUUCUGAUGGCGAUGAAAGUGCAGACAGUGAGAUUGUUAUACGGGCCAGAAGGAAGGUGUUAAUUUCAAGCGAUUCUGAGUCCGAGAUAAAUGAUCAUUUAAGAAAUAGCUUAUCUGAUAGAGUUAUACCGGUAAAUUUGGAUAGUAAUAAUUGGUCAACCGAGGAUUUUCAACCGAGCUUGGAAGACUUCGAAGGUGAUUGGGGCAUUGCAGUUCCGCCACCAAAGCCAGAUAGUAUCCCGGAGGUAGUAAAAUUAAUACUGGGUGAUGAUUUAUUUGAAAUGUUUAGCUAUCAGUCGUCCGUAUAUUAUAGUCAAACAUCAAAAAAACAACGUAAACUUAUCAAAUCUUUGAAAUGGUCUCCUGUCAGUCCAACAGAAUUUAAAACAUUUUUAGCUCUUAUAAUUUUAAUGGGACGUACACAAAAGGGGAAUUGGAAAGAAUAUUGGUCAACAGAUCCACUUUUAACAGUUCCGGUUUUUCCACAAACAAUGAGUCGAAAUAGAUUUGAACAGAUAUGGAAAUUUUGGCACUUUAAUGAUAAUAGUAAGAUGGACCAGUCUUCAAGUAGACUUUUUAAAAUUCAACCAGUACUUGAAUACCUGGUGCAGAAAUUCAAUACAGUGUACAAACCCAAGCAACAGUUGUCGUUAGACGAGGGCGUCAUUCCAUGGAGAGGGCGUUUCGUUUUUCGGACAUAUAAUCGUGGAAAAAUUGUCAAAUAUGGUUUACUUGUGAGAAUUCUAUCUGAAAGUGAUACGGGAUAUAUUUGUAAUUUUGAAAUUUAUACUGCUGAGAAAAAAAAACUGAACGAAACUAUUUUAUCUGUACUUGAUCCAUAUCUUGAUUUGUGGCACCACGUGUAUCAGGAUAAUUAUUAUAAUAGUACCUCCAUUGCGAAAACAUUGCUGGAACAUAAAACCAGAAUGUGUGGAACAAUUCGACAAAACAGAGGCUUACCACAAUGUCUAAAAGAUGAGGCAUGUGGUCUAAAAAAAGGUGAAAUAGCUUUCCGAAGAAAUGGUGACAUUCUACUUUUAAUUUGGAAGGACAAAAGAGAAGUGAGAAUGGUAUCAACCAUUCAUGACAGUUCAUAUUGCAGAACAGGGAAGAAAUCUAGGAAUACUGGAGAAGAAAUAAAGAAGCCGGUAUGUGUCCACCAAUACAACAUGAAUAUGAAGGGCGUCGACCUCGCUGACCAAUAUCUUUCCUAUAAUAGUAUUCUCAGAAAAACAGUAAAGUGGACAAAAAAGGUGGCAAGAAAUUGGCUUAGUACUGAAAAAACAACAGAGUCGACAGAUUUAGAAAGAGGUGUACCAGGCCCUUCAAAUAUUGCUAAAAGAACUCCACGUAAAGAUCAUCCGCAAAAGUUGUCAGAUAGUAUACAACAACACAUCCCAGUGCAACUUCCGCCUUCAAAAAACAAGAAAUUUCCGACAAAACGUUGCAAAGUGUGCAAAAUCAACGGAAAAAGAAGUGAAACUCGCUACGUUUGCAAGCUUUGUAGUGUUCCACUUCACUUAGUUACAUGUUUUACUAAAUAUCAUACUUUGAAAAAUUUUUAGUUUGUACAAAUUUUUACUUAAUGAAAAUAUUUAAAAAUCAUUCAUU